CUAUGUGCAGAUGGAAGCUGACAGCUGACAGAGAGAGGGUCUCAGCUGACGAGGGACCUACAGCUUUUUGUUUGAGAGAGUGUGAGUGUGGAGGACAAGCACGGUGGACAAGAUGGACAAGAUGGACACCAGCGACCUCUUCCACCCCAGUCUGGCAGCAGCUGUGAUGAAGCUGGACCCCGAGGACGGAGAGCAGAUUUUGGAUUAUUUCAAAACUCAGGCUCUGUUGACACGAGAAAAAGCACUGCUCCAGGCAUCAGUGAGGGAGCAGAAAAAGCUGCUGGUGGAAAACGCCAAACUGAAGACCGACAUCGAGCAGCUAAAAUUUCAGUUGCAGGAGAAGCAGAGGAGACGCACAGCAAAAGCUCUGCACUUGUCAAAGACCGUUAGUCCUGUCUCCACCACACCUGUCAAUCAACCUGCCGCUCCUGCCGGGGCCACAGCUGCUCCCACUCCUCUAUCGACUGCUCCCGCACCACAGGAGCGCAGAGAGAAGCAAGGCAGGAGGAGACGAGGAGACAGAAAAGCUUGUCAAAUCAUUGAUGCUCUGUCCCUGGAGCCGGCGCCUCGAGUGGAUGCAUCUCGUCUGGACCUGAGGGUGGGGCGGAUCCUCAGUGCCCGGCGUCACCCACUGUCUGAGUCCAUGUCUAUCCAGGAAGUGGAUGUGGGAGAAAAUGCACCGCGAACGGUCGUCAGCAAGCUUGGCACAAAAAUACAGCUGGAGGAGUUACAGGGCAGUCUGGCUGUACUACUGUGUAACCUAAAAGCCUGUAAACUGAAGGGCGUGGUUUCUCAGGGUCGCAUCCUCUGCUGCGCCUCCUCUGAUGACUGCUUAGAACUCCUGGCCCCGCCCACAGGCUCUGCACCUGGUGACAGAGUCACCUUCCUUAACUACCCUGGUGAGCCUGACAGGGAGCUACCGUCCAAGCAGAGGAUCUGGGAACGUCUUCAUGCUGACCUGCAGGUGGACAACAAGGGCGUGGCCAACUAUAAAGGCUGUGGGUUUGAGGUGAAGGGGAAAGGUCUGUGUAGAGCGCCCUCUCUGACCAACUGUACCAUCAGAUAAACAGAGGAGUUUAUCUGUUGAGAUCCGUCGUUAGCGCUAGCUGCUAGAAAAUGAAAAACACAGCAAACUGUUGUCUGUUAAUUAAAAGUGACACAAAAACA
Messenger RNA from Cynoglossus semilaevis (tongue sole), 1167 nucleotides. It is a transcript of the gene aimp1b, whose product is annotated as aminoacyl tRNA synthetase complex interacting multifunctional protein 1b. The transcript is spliced from 7 exons. The record is from RefSeq and is a predicted model, not a curated record. Lineage: Eukaryota; Metazoa; Chordata; Actinopteri; Pleuronectiformes; Cynoglossidae. The coding region runs from base 113 to 1066 and encodes 317 amino acids. Gene Ontology annotation, molecular function: tRNA binding.